CUUACUGUGGAUACAUUUAGCAGCCUAUUAUAUGGGCACUGCUGAAAGUGAUCGUAUCGAGACCAAGAGUUUUAUGUUCCUCUAUGACCCUGAAACGGGAUUUUUUGUAGGUUACAACCAUUUAGCCUGCUUUGUUGCUAACUUGACAGAUCUAGAGAAGCAGGAUGUGCACACGACCUCUGGAAUCAUAGCUUUAGAGCUGAAAAUGAUCAGAGACUGGAUUGGUAAUGUUCCUGAAAUCCACAUUUACGCUGACGACCCAAUGCUGUCCAUUCGGCUUCAACACAUGUGCAGCCACCUGCUUAUCUACUUUCUAGACAGGGAUACUCAAACGGGCUCACAAACAACUCCAGUGAUUGCUUCUGCAGCACUGCAUGUUCCAACAACAAAGCCUUUCGUUGUCACAGCUACAAGUCCUACGGUAGUAGGUCGGUCUGUUUAAAACUUACCAAAUGUAUUGAGCAGCCAUCCCCUGGUAUAUGCAAAGUAUUGUAUAUUGUGA
Messenger RNA from Mya arenaria, 502 nucleotides. RefSeq lists its product as uncharacterized. The record is from RefSeq and is a predicted model, not a curated record. The coding region runs from base 32 to 442 and encodes 136 amino acids. The transcript has 5 exons. Lineage: Eukaryota; Metazoa; Mollusca; Bivalvia; Myida; Myidae.